This is a messenger RNA of Cyprinodon variegatus (sheepshead minnow), 380 nucleotides long. RefSeq names its product whey acidic protein-like (gene wfdc2). The coding region runs from base 18 to 380 and encodes 120 amino acids. Gene Ontology annotation, biological process: antibacterial humoral response; innate immune response. Lineage: Eukaryota; Metazoa; Chordata; Actinopteri; Cyprinodontiformes; Cyprinodontidae. The record is from RefSeq and is a predicted model, not a curated record. The transcript is spliced from 3 exons. Gene Ontology annotation, molecular function: peptidase inhibitor activity. Gene Ontology annotation, cellular component: extracellular region.
GAGUCUUUCAACCUUUAAUGCCCGCAAAGUCAUGUAGGGAAGAUAAAGACUGCAACGAAGAGGAAAAAUGCUGCGUGUAUAACGGAAAACCUGUCUGUGCCCCUGCUAUUCUUUAUGAUCAAGCAUGCCCAAACAUGUUUGGAUUAUCUGGGGUAUGUGCUGAACUUUGCACCCAUGAUAGUGAUUGCAAGGAAGGUGAAAAGUGCUGCUCCAAUGGAUGUGGCCAUCAAUGCAUGUCCACUGUGCCAGUAAAACCUGGAAGCUGCGACCCUCCACUGUCCACCUCAUGGUGUCAUGACUUCUGUGAUCAUGAUGGGGACUGCCUAGGAGAAAAGAAAUGCUGUCCAACAACAUGUGGUCGCUACUGCAAACAGCCAUGA